Messenger RNA from Phalaenopsis equestris, 2937 nucleotides. RefSeq names its product serine/threonine-protein kinase BLUS1-like. The transcript is spliced from 22 exons. The record is from RefSeq and is a predicted model, not a curated record. The coding region runs from base 259 to 2445 and encodes 728 amino acids. Gene Ontology annotation, biological process: protein phosphorylation. Lineage: Eukaryota; Viridiplantae; Streptophyta; Magnoliopsida; Asparagales; Orchidaceae. Gene Ontology annotation, molecular function: protein kinase activity; protein serine/threonine kinase activator activity; ATP binding.
UAAAAACGUGGGCCGACCAACGACUGUGCGGACCCAUCGGAGCUCACCAUUAGCGACUCUCCAUCCUGCCACAUCAGCUCCAUGAAUCUGACCACCGCCUCCUCUCUGUCACCGUCAUCCCCUCAAAUCUCGGCUGUCUGGCCUCACCAUCCCAAUUCUUCCCCUUGACUACUUUUAUCUGUGUAUUCUUUAUGACGCUCCAUUUCUGACGGCAGUCAACCGGAAGCGAUCGGUGGAAGGUUUUGAUCGCCGGAGAAGAUGAAAAAAAUGAAAAGCGUCUCGUUGAAGAAGUUCUAUUCGGGUUCGCUUCCGAAGACGUUCUCGGUUUCACCGACGGAUUAUCAGUUGCUGGAGGAAGUGGGUUACGGGGCCAGCGCAACAGUCUACCGAGCGAUCUAUAAACCGGACAACGAGAUCGUCGCGGUCAAGUGCCUCGAUCUCGAUCGUUGCAACAGUAACCUAGAUGACAUAAGAAGAGAAGCUCAAACAAUGAGUUUGAUAGACCACCCUAAUUUGAUCAAGGCAUUUUGCUCAUUUGUUGUCGAACACUCCCUCUGGGUUGUUAUGCCAUUCAUGGCUCAGGGUUCAUGUUUGCAUCUGAUGAAGGCUGCCUAUCCUGAUGGGUUCGAAGAACCUGUUAUUGGGUCCAUUCUUAAGGAAACUCUCAAGGCUUUAGAAUAUCUUCAUAAUCAUGGGCACAUUCAUCGUGAUGUCAAGGCUGGGAAUAUCCUUCUUGAUAAUUCUGGUGCUGUGAAACUUGCUGAUUUUGGUGUGACUGCUUGCAUGUUUGACAAGGGUGAUAGGCAAUCUUCACGGAAUACUUUUGUAGGCACACCAUGCUGGAUGGCACCAGAGGUUCUGCAACCUGGUAGUGGGUAUAAUUUCAAAGCUGACAUCUGGUCAUUUGGAAUCACUGCACUUGAGUUGGCACAUGGUCAUGCUCCUUUCUCCAAGUACCCUCCAAUGAAGGUUUUAUUGAUGACCCUCCAAAAUGCUCCUCCUGGACUAGAUUAUGAUCGUGAUAAAAGGUUCUCAAAGUCUUUUAAAGAAAUGGUUGCAAUGUGCUUGGUCAAAGAUCAAACAAAAAGGCCAACGGCUGAAAAAUUGUUGAAGCACACAUUUUUCAAAAUUGCAAAGCCUCCUGAGCUGACAGUGAAAAGCCAUUUUGCUGAUCUACCUCCACUGUGGGAUCGUGUAAAGGCUCUCCAGCUCAAAGAUGCUGCACAACUAGCAUUGAAGAAAAUGCCUUCAGCAGAACAGGAAGCAUUAUCACAGAGUGAGUAUCAGAGAGGAGUUAGCGCAUGGAAUUUUGAUGUUGAGGAUUUGAAGGUUCAAGCAUCACUGAUUCAGGAUGAUGAAGAUUUUGCUGAAACUAAGGAAGAUAAUGAUCAAUGCACUUCUGGAUCUUUUGUGGAAAAACCAUUAGCUGCUAAUGAAAUUGGGUACAAACUAAAAAAUUUUGAAGCUGAAUGGUCUGAGGGUGGUGGUGCCAUAAAAAUGGAUGAGCAUCAAGAAAAAGAUUCAUCCGACUUUGGCAGUCGAGAAGAUAUUGACAGAUCCGGUAAUGUCAGUCUGAAAAAUGAUUCAGUACCAUCUACGUCUAAACAGGAUGUUGAACCAAGAUGGAAAACUCAAGUUGGGAAGAAGCACCAAACAUACAGCGGUCCUCUUUUACCUUCUAGUAUGCAUAACAAUUCUUUGGAAAGGGGUCAGACCUCUGAAAGAGUUGAUGCUGAGAAUAUAUUGGCGACUGAGAGAUGUAAACGUGAUUCACGAAAGACUCCAAAUUUGAGUGGUCCAUUGAUGCUUCCAACUCGUGCCUCUUCUAAUAGUUUGUCUGCUCCUAUACGAUAUUCAAGUGGAUACGGAGAUUCUUCGGAGGAUAAAUUUCGUUCUAAUGUGGUACAAAUAAAAGGAAGGUUUUCUGUUACAUCUGAGAAUGUUGAACGCCUAAAGGAUGUUCCUAUGGGCACAAUUCCACGAAGAUCAUCACAGGGUUCACUACUUACAAAAUCUGGAAGCGUCGGGGAUUUUCUGGUUUCUAAGCAAGUGCCUCUUAAUCAGCUCGAAAAGGAUAACAUUAACGGCACAUUACCUGCUUCUAUUUUGAUGCCUCACCUACAGAAUCUUUUUCAGCAGACUUCGUUUCAACAGGAUCUUCUUACUAAUCUGUUGAAUAGCCUCCAACAAAAUGGUUUUGUUGAUGUUAUCCAGGCUGGCGUGCCAUUGAAAACAGACAACCCUGAGGAAGACAUUCUGGUUGAUACAACUGUUACUGAAAGAGAGCGUCUUCUGCUUGCUAAAAUUUCUGAGCUCCAAACCAGGAUGAUUAGCCUAACUGAUGAGUUGACUGCUAUGAGGAUGAAGCACGUUCAAUUGCAACAACAGUUGAGCACCAUUUAUUCUCAAGAGGAAGAUAGAAAAGAAGAAUUUCAUGAGACCUGAUUUCCCUGUAUAGUGAGGUCUUCUGUAAACUCAUCAAGUUGAGGUAAUAAGCUCAUGUCCAGCCAGAAAUCCUGUAUCCAUCUCCAAUCGGCCUACUCCUAUUUUCUCAGAGCAAGACCUUGUAGAAAGAGGCACAAUCAGCAAUUUUUAGUUUCUCUUAAACGCUACGCAACCGACACACGAGCAUUUUCUUUGGAAAAUUUCAAGAUCACACAAUGCUCUCUCUCAUUUAAUUUUGCACAAAAGCUGAAGGAAUGUUGAUUUCUUGUGGCAGCAAGUCUCUUUUCUUGUUGAAGAUAAGCUUGUUUUUGCUUUGCAGUGGGUAAGUGUGAUAAUCUUAUAAUCAGAUAGCUAUCUUUGAACUUCAAAUAUGUAUGAUGUAUAUGACAUUUGUAUACAUUGUAAUUCAUUUAUGAUAUAGUUCAUAUUAAUGAUUGUUACAUAUUUUAGUGCAUGAGCUUUGUCUAGUGGAACAGUGCCAUAGAUUCGCGC